Messenger RNA from Gekko japonicus, 1736 nucleotides. Its product is annotated as ATP-binding cassette sub-family A member 9-like. Gene Ontology annotation, biological process: lipid transport; transmembrane transport. NCBI's taxonomy places the organism in Eukaryota, Metazoa, Chordata, Lepidosauria, Squamata, Gekkonidae. The coding region runs from base 69 to 1736 and encodes 555 amino acids. Gene Ontology annotation, molecular function: lipid carrier activity; ABC-type transporter activity. The transcript has 12 exons. The record is from RefSeq and is a predicted model, not a curated record. Gene Ontology annotation, cellular component: intracellular membrane-bounded organelle; membrane.
UCAAAAAACUUUAUCAGUCAGUCUGUGCAAGAUCUGACAAUUAGAGUUUGGCUAAAUGCAUUUUCAAUAUGAACAGGAUGCAAGUAAACGAGCUUUGUGACUCUGAGAAAGUGAUGUCCCUUGUAAAACAAUACAGUCCUGCUGCCAAAUUAUCAGGACAGCGUGAACGUGAGCUGGUUUAUACCCUGCCCUUGGAAAAUGUGGAUAAAUUUCCAGAUCUGUUUUGUGACAUGGACCAUGAGACAGAUCUUGGGAUUGUUAAUUAUGGAGUUACUAUGACAACUAUGGAAGAUGUCUUCUUGAAGCUGGAGGAUAAUGAAACACUCGAAGAAGAUUAUGGAGUUUCUCACAGAGAGCAAAAAGAGGAAAGACGCGGUGCUGACGAAAUGGAACAAAAUCUGCUAUUGCUCUCUGAUGUAGGAAGGUCUACAGUAAGUGGCACACAACUCUGGAGACAACAAGUGUGUGCCAUAGCAAGAAUGCACUUCUUACAACUCAAGCGCGAGAGCAAAUUCUGGAGGACCUUGUUUCUCCUCUUUGGAAUUGUACUCAUUCCUUCUUUCAUACAACUCAUCACAUUUGCUUUGUGGAAGGACGUACAUAAUAUAGAAUUGAGUUCUAGCCUUUAUUUUGAGCCAGAAACUAAGUUUGAUACAGGACUCUCUGGGCUUCUGAUUCUUAAUGAUACAGGUGCAAGUAUUGACAAUUUUAUCGGUGCUGUGAAGAGUCAGAAUAUCUUUGCAGAAACAGCCACUGUUAGUAGUGUCAGUGACCAGCUAGUACACAAUGGCGCUAUUAAAGUGGCCCAGGAAAAGGAGAAAUACAGGUUCACUCUUAUGUGUCAUAUGGAAGUAAACAACUGCUUUCCAGUGCUUGUCAACAUCAUCAGCAAUGCACUUUUGCAAAUGUUUAAUUCUACUUCCCAUAUUCGAAUCUGGAAUCAUGUAUUUUAUUAUCCUAGAGUCACUGAUCUGUGGCUUUACUUUGCUGAAGCAAACUUUUUGGGAAUUAUUGUUUUAUUUCCUGCUUUUGCCCCACACUUUGCAAUGAACAGCGUUCAUGACUACAAGAAAUACAGGUUCACUCUUAUGUGUCAUAUGGAAGUAAACAACUGCUUUCCAGUGCUUGUCAACAUCAUCAGCAAUGCACUUUUGCAAAUGUUUAAUUCUACUUCCCAUAUUCGAAUCUGGAAUCAUGUAUUUUAUUAUCCUAGAGUCACUGAUCUGUGGCUUUACUUUGCUGAAGCAAACUUUUUGGGAAUUAUUGUUUUAUUUCCUGCUUUUGCCCCACACUUUGCAAUGAACAGCGUUCAUGACUACAAGUUAAAAAUUCACUCCCAGCUACGAGUCUCAGGACUCUUUCCUUCAGCAUAUUGGUGCGGACAAGCUUUAGUGGACAUUCCGCUGCAUUGGAUUAUACUCUUUUUAAUGUUUGGAACACAGUGGCUUCAUCUUGUAAUCAGUGAUAGCAUAUAUAAGAAAACCAUUAUUUUUUGCUUUGUGGUAUUUCUGCUUAGCUAUGGCGCAUCAAUUGUCUUGUUGCUGUAUAUAGUUGCUUUCAUAUUUCGCAAAGCACAGUUUACAAGCAGUUUCUGGUCUUUCACCUUAAUUUUGGAAGUAUUUUUAAGUAUGAAAACUGAAAAGAUUGGUUCAGACAUCCAGCUGAAAGCAGCUUGUGUAUUAAGCCUAUAUUAUGACAGCAUACACUAUGGGAUACUAAAUAUAUUGUUUGUGUAA